Molecule: messenger RNA, 5074 nt
Organism: Colossoma macropomum (tambaqui)
Lineage: Eukaryota; Metazoa; Chordata; Actinopteri; Characiformes; Serrasalmidae
Gene: zfyve16
Product: zinc finger, FYVE domain containing 16
Exons: 18
Coding region: 193-4494 (1433 amino acids)
Biological process (GO): endosomal transport
Cellular component (GO): early endosome membrane
Molecular function (GO): metal ion binding
Source: RefSeq, a predicted model, not a curated record
CUAACGUGAACACCGGCGCAAGCCGUAGAACUAAAACAGACAACUGUGGAAUUUAUAUGGAAAAACGGAUUGUUAGCUUCAGUGCGUCGCUUAGAAGAGGACCUACCGACUAAAUCGAAAUAACACCCUGAAGACCGACGGUUGAACUAUGCGGAAUUUCACGGGUUAAGUGAAUCAUAUUGUACCCCUAGGAUGGACAGUUACUUCAAGGCUGCUGUGUGUGACUUGGACAAGCUUUUGGAUGACUUUGAAUUAAACUCAGAGGAGGCAGAGAGCAAACCUGCAUUUGUGAAUUCUGCAUGCCAGGACCCAACCAUCUACCCUCAUCACUGCUUGACUUCACCAUGCUUUAUACCAGAGCCAUCCACGGUUUCACAAGCUCUCCCUGAUGUCAAUGCCCUGCACUAUGUUCCAUCUACACCUAGCAGUAUCCAGAACCAAAGAGAUCAAAAUAUAAAAGGGAGGGUAUUGACAGGUGUUGACCUCCUGUCCUCUGUUGACAACAGAGCUUCCAAAAGUUUGACUCCUCCUUGUCCAGAUAGAUCCUUAAAACCUGUCUGUGACCUUGUUAAUGAUACAGGAUCUGCCAAUCUGCCUCAGACAAACAGUCACAAUGCCUUCAAACAGCUGGAGUUGACUGAAAAACAGCUUGAGGAUGAGCUGCUGGUAGAUUUUGAUAGUCCAGUUAUAUCAUUUCCAGGGGAUGUGUUUAAGUCCAGUCAUGAUGAGCUGCAGGGACUGGACUCUGGUGGUCAUCUCGGUGGCUCCUCAAACGCUCUUAGUUUGCUAGAUGUUAUAUUGCCUGCAGCUGUUGAGAGGACUAGUGAACCUCAGAAUACUUCAAAUGAUCUAAAACCUGUAGAGAGUAAUGAAGUGGAGAUGCCUCAAAGUAGCUGUCCAGAGGCAUCGGGCUCUUUUGAACUUCAUAGCAACUCCCAAUCCUCUUUAGAAGAUGAAAUAAUCCCCAACAGCGCAAUUUCUUCAAAUGUAACAGAGGACGUUACAUUAUCCAGUGCUGUCAGUACAAGCCUGCCUAACUCAACACACAUGCAGCACUCAGGAGACAACAUCAACAGGGAACAAGAAGGUUCCUCAGCCCUUCCUCCCAGAGAAAAGGAAUCUUCGCUCUCCUGCCUCCCCAUGGCUGUAUCCAUGUGUGGAUCUCUUGUGGCCUCUUUGGAACCUCAAGAGACAACAGUGCAUGAAACCAAAGAAGAGACUGGAGUACCUUCCCCUGACUCCGAAGAGACACUAGCCACUGAAGAGGCAGAGAACUUUGCUAUUCCUUCUGAGGAAGUUGGGACUUCCAUAUGUCUUAGCCAGCCAGAUUCCUCCCCCGAGGAUGAUCCUGAACUCGUACAAAUAAUGGCAAAUCCAGAAGGGGCAGCAGCCCUUAUAACUCCUCCCUCUGACAGAAUUUUUGAAUGCACCUUAUCUCUUCCAGAGAAACUUAACACUAGAGAAUUGCCUGAGAGUAACCAGUCUCCUAGCUAUGCAGGGAGCCCUGAUUACCCCUCAGAGUUUGUCUUUACCAGUGAUUACCUUCCUGAAAGUGAGCAAAAUAUGAUGAUGGUAACUGAUGAAGAACUAGAUGCUUAUUUGAUGGGUCAGGCACAGAGAAGCAGCCCUGAGAUGUCAGCAGAGAAAUUUGUUGAUGAUGGCUUUUCAGAGUUCAAUGUGGAUUUAGAGGAAGAGUUACAAAGUUGUCGAGUAACUACGUUUGCAUCACCUGAAAGUGACAGGUCUCUUCGGUUUUUAGAGGAGGGUGAGGGUUCCAAUUUUUCCUCCUCAUCUCAGGACAGUAGUCCAUUGAAAGCAGACACCACCCAAACAGCUAAAAUACAUGACAUGCCCAGUCCCACUGAUAUUCAGGCAGUGUGCAAUGUAAGUCAGCAACCAUGUUAUGGAGGAGCACGACCCAAGCAGCUGUCUAGCCAAACACCAAGAUUAGUACUACCCCAAGAGGGGCAGAAUAGUAGCAACCAGUCUGAGGAGAAUAUGUUGAGUUCUGAGGAGGAGAACAGCACACAGUCUUCACCUGUAGCUCCCAUGGUGAGGCAGUCUCCCAGCCACACUGAGGGUAACUCUGAAUAUCCCAUUCAUGAACCUUAUGAUGACGGUUAUGGUCACGAUGAGCUUUCAGAGCCACCUCCAUAUCCAGGAGAGAGUUCUGGAGAAGGAGAAUCUUUACUUGAACUUGAUCAGUCAGGAACAGUGGACGGUGGCCUGGGCUCGAGGCAGCCUGCCUGGGUCCCUGAUUCUGAGGCUCCAAACUGCAUGAAAUGUGGGCAAAAGUUUACUUUCACUAAGAGGAGGCAUCACUGCAGAGCCUGUGGCAAAGUAUACUGUGCCCUUUGUUGCAACCGUAAAUGCAGACUGAAAUACUUGGAGAAAGAGGCCAGAGUUUGUGUGGUCUGCUAUGAAACCAUACAGAGAGCUCAGGCACUACAGAGAAUGAUGAGCCCCACUGGGCCUAGUCCCAACCCCAACGUCCCAUCCGAGUACUGCUCCACUAUCCCACCUAUGCAGCAGGCUCGAGCAGCCGGCACCCUCAACUCCCCCCCACCCACGGUCAUGGUGCCCGUGUCUGUCCUCAAGCAUCCCGGCAACGAUGGUUUCCCAAGAGAACAGAAACAUGUAUGGUUUGCUGAUGGAAUACUGCCUAACGGUGAGGUGGCAGAUACCACCAAGCUCUCUAUAAGGCCUAGGAGAUCCUCGCAGGAGUCCAGUCCAGUUACGCCAGACCCUCCAACGCAUGCUUGUAAAUUUCCAGAAGGCAGCGAAGGUUCUGUGGACAGUUCUGAGAGUGGUGCGGAGGUGACCCGUCGAGUUGUCAGCGGGCCCUGGGACUAUGCCCUGCUCUGUGGGCUCAGCGGCUAUGUGCAGGGGGCAGCAAGUCUUAUCCCUGAAGAUGAGGAGGGGCUUCCACCACUGCUAAUUACCACAGGAGAGGAAGAUGGAGGGGAUUUAUUAGUAGAAGAGCGCCCUGCUGCCUGUCAGAUAAUGCUGCUAUUAGAGGAGGGAGGCCCAAGACCUUUGACAUUUGUGCUGAAUGCCAACCUUGUGGUUAAUGUCAAACUGGUCACAUAUUGUGGGCGGAAGUGCUGGUGUUUGAGCUCUAAUGGUCUGCAAGGAGUGGGCCAGAGAGAGCUGGUGUUUGUUAUAGAGUGCCUCCCAGAGGAGAACAGUCUGCCAAAAGACAUCUUUAGCUUUUACAUUAGCAUAUACCAUGAUGCUCAGAAGGGAAAAUAUAUUGAGGAACUUGGCAAUGUGACGUUUACAGACAGUUUUCUGAGCAGUAAGGAUCAUGGCGGCUUCCUUUUCUUCUCUCCAAGCUUUCAGCCUCUGGAUGGGCUUGGGUUACCUACAAGCUCCUUUCUGUGUGCAGUUCUCAUUCAGAAACUGGAGGUACCUUGGGCCAAAGUGUUCCCCCUCCGCCUAUUACUCAGUUUGGGAGCAGAAUACAAAGUGUAUCCUAGCCCACUUGUUAGUAUCAGGUUCCGUGAAUCUGUCUUCAGAGAAACUGGACAUACCAUCAUGAACUUGCUCGCUGACCUGAGGAACUACCAGUACAGCGUGCCUGUAGUUGAUGGUCUGCGGAUCCACAUGGAGGUGGGCAAUAGCUACAUUGACAUCCCCAAGUCAAAGUUUAACGAGAUGCUAAAAGUGGUGAAUUCCUCAAAUGAACACGUAAUAAGUGUUGGAGCUUGUUUCAGUACUGAGGCAGACUCACACUUAGUCUGUGUUCAGAACGAGGACGGAGGUUACCAGACACAAGCCAACAGCAUUCAGGGAAAGGCCAGGAGAGUGACUGGAGCAAGCUUUGUUGUUUUCAAUGGUGCCCUGAAAGCUUCUUCAGGAUUUAUUGCCAAAUCUAGCAUUGUUGAAGAUGGGUUAAUGGUGCAAAUCCCUCCGGAGACCAUGGAGGCUCUGCGGCAGGCCCUGAGGGAUCAAGCAGACUUCCAGAUCACCUGCGGGAAAGCCAACUCUACAGAGGCUCGGGAAAAUGUUAGCGUGCGCUGGGUGGACUGGACGCCCCCAGUCAAUAAAGGUGUCACCAGCCCCAUAGAUGGGAGGUCUCUGGAGGGGGUACCCAGUAUCCGGAUCCAGCAGGAUUCAGAGUUUGAGAUGGAUGGGCGGAUAAUCAGGUGUACUGAGGUCUUUUACCUGCUGAAGAGCCCAGAUUGCUCCCUUUCUGGCAUUCUCCCCUCCUGCAGUCAGUUCCAGAGAGAAAUUGCUACUGCAGGCUGCGCAGCACUCUGUCCUCACCUCUCUGUCCUAAUCGGAAGUGGAAUCAACUCACUUGCACUCAGAGUUUCUACUGAUACUGAUAUGGUCGAGUACCAGGCGGGCUCAGGCGGGUGUCUUCUGCCUCAGAAAUAUAUGAAUGAGUUGGAUGGAGCACUCAUCCCUGUCAUUCAUGGUGGAAGCUCCUGUGUGCCGCACCAAGCAAUGGACAUGGAGUUCUUCUUCUACAUCACUCAGAGUAUUUGAACACGGAGGGUGAGAGCAGCUCCCUCUAAUGGCAGGGAUGGUAGCCCUCCUUCAAACCAAUAAAUAGCAAUGCUGGAGAGACACACAGACCUGUGCUAAUGUUUGUAAGGAAUUGUCCAUUGCACUUCACAGCAGUUGCUGUAAUUAACAGUAGGCUUCUUCAAAGUUGUUAAGAAUGAUAUAGGGUUGUAAUGUGUCCGGAUUGGAUGCAGUUUGUGGAAAUAGGAAGAAAAAUUAAUUAUUAUUAUUAUUAUUAUUAUUGUCUGUGAGAUCAGAGAGAGCAGACUUUGAUCAUAACUAGUGUCACAAUGCAUGAGAAGCACUGCUUUCAUUAAUGUGAAGAAUUUUUCUGAAAACCUUGAAUUUGCAGUUUUUUUGUUUUUUUUUAAUCCAUAGUUCUUUGGUGUUGCUCUUUUGAAGUUGCUUCAUCUGCACCUGUGAUCCAUCUGACGGUUUCAUUCACCUGUUGUAUUUUUUACAGUGUAUCGUGGCCUAUAAAUUCCCUCGGGUGUGUUAACUACACACAACGUAACCGAACACAACCGUUCGUUUGAAAUGUAUAAAUGGAAUCGUCUCUUAA